Molecule: messenger RNA, 4645 nt
Organism: Aspergillus ibericus CBS 121593
Lineage: Eukaryota; Fungi; Ascomycota; Eurotiomycetes; Eurotiales; Aspergillaceae
Product: P-loop containing nucleoside triphosphate hydrolase protein
Exons: 4
Coding region: 227-4531 (1434 amino acids)
Biological process (GO): transmembrane transport
Cellular component (GO): membrane
Molecular function (GO): ATP hydrolysis activity; ABC-type transporter activity; ATP binding
Source: RefSeq, a predicted model, not a curated record
AACCAGGGUCCUGAUAAGAACGCGUCAAGCGGCGCAUCAAGCUAAUGCAGCCUACGAACAAGGCCCAGCCUGAUAUUGCUGCCUAGUUUUCCUAUGAUAAGCCGAUCAAAUGCUCGUGGAGCUUGUCUUGUACACACACACCUAAAUGACUGAGCAUUGUACUUAACCGGCAUCCCGCCUCACCUUGAGCGAAUAACAAGGUAGACACACCUUGUCUUUCACCAAUAUGGCAAGCUCUUGCAGCCCAGCAGCCGAUCGAACAUUUGGGCCUCCCAUCCAUGGCUGCCACUACUUGGAUUUUACCCUCCUUUUCGAGCAGGUGGUGUUUAGCAUCAUCCCAUCAGCAUGUUUUCUUCCAGCCGUGGCUUGGAGGCUGUUACAGCUCCUCGGGCAGUCCAGGAAAAUCACAUUGACAGCGAAUCAGCAUUCCAAGGUCUCAAUUUUGGUGAAAAUUAUCCUGAGCCUUGCCCUGAUCUGCAGCCAACUUACCUUACUGAUUGUCUGGGCAAUGGCCCCGCAAUAUCGCAACAAUGCCACCAUUGCAUCGGUCUGCCUGUCAUUGAUAUGCUCCCUUAGCAUUCCGGUCCUUUCCUGGAACGAGCAUUUGCGAUCCGUCUCUCCCUCCAAUCUACUAUGCUUCUAUCUUCUGUUCAGCACGUUGUUCGAUGGUGUACAAGCCCGGACAUUAUGGCUACGGGAUCCUUCUACGAUUGCUGGGGCUUUCACUGCAGCGCUGAGCAUCCGUUUGCUGAUGCUCAUCGCAGAGCUACAAGAAAAGCAAAAGUAUCUGAAACUUCCAUUUGCUGCUUAUCCUCCAGAGAUGAAGGGGGGCAUGGUGAAUCGCGUCGUCUUCUGGUGGUUGAACCCCCUGUUGGCUCACGGGGCACGCGGCUUGCUAAGUCCCAGCCAUCUCUUUCCUAUUGACUCCAACCUCUCGGCCGAGGCUGUGCAGACCAAGUUCAAAGCGAAAUGGUACACAGCACGAAAGGAUCGCCAAGGUCAACAUGAGCUACUGCUAGCAAUACUGUCUUGUGUUCGACAGACUCUAAUAUGGACAGCCAUCCCUCGAAUCGGCCUAAUUGGAUUCAAGAUUGCCCAGCCACUGCUACUGAAUCGUGUGAUCCAAUAUCUCUCGGCUGCCUCUAAAGACAAUGCUGUUGGAGGGGCACUUGUUGGAGCCACAGUCCUGAUCUAUGUGGGCACGGCGGUUACGACAUCGCUUUAUAUGCAUGGACUCAAUCGCGUCAUUACCAUGAUACGAAGCAUGCUGGUGACUGCCCUCUAUGAAAAGACGCAACGUCUGGAUACUGCUACGGUGAGCAACUCAGCUGCGCUAACAUUGAUGAGCACCGAUACCGAAAGCAUCUGUAACAAUUUGAUGCGUCUAGACGCUCUAUUUGCCUCUCCAAUCGAGGUCGGUCUUGCCAUAUUCUUCCUUGAGAGACAGGUAAAAUGGGCAUGCCUGGCAUCGGUUGGAUCUGCCCUGGUAGCAGUCUCCCUCAGCUAUGUUGUGGCCGCCCGGUCACCUCCACGUCAGAGGAUAUGGAACCAGGCUGUCCAGGAGCGCAUUGCAACUACUGUGUCGGUUCUCGGUUCCAUCAGAAGCAUUAAGAUGCUCGGUAUAUCUUCUUUUGUGGCACGACGGAUACGUGACCUCCGCAAUACGGAGCUUGAUCGCGCUCGGGGAGCCCGGAUGCUUAUGAUGUGGAGAAACGUUGUUGCGAAUAUACCGCAAAUCGCUGGUCCGAUUUUGACUUUUACGAUUUUCACAAGGAUCUCGGGAAGUGAUGCGAUUACAUCGACAAACUCGUUUACCGUUCUCGCCCUGAUUGCUCUAGUCGUCCAGCCCAUCCAAGUAUUUGUUCAUGGAAUCACCCAAAUAGGCGUUGCUCUAGGUUGCAUCAAGCGAAUCCAGGACUAUCUUCUCUUACCAGAAGUCGAGACCGGUAAUACCACUUACAAUAGUGACGAUCAUACGACGGCGAAAGUGGUUCCUAGUAGUGUGUUCGAGCUUGAAGUCCUUCCCAUGAAAGGCAAGUGUCUGUCAGUACACAAUGCCAGCUUCAAAUAUGCAGACGCUACCACACCGAUUUUGACCAAAGUCAACAUCGAGAUACACCCCUCUACAUUGACAAUCGUCACCGGGCCGACCGGUUCUGGAAAAUCGUCGCUACUCAAGGGACUCAUAGGAGCAGUUCCCUGCGUUUCUGGUUCUUACCAAAAAUCCGUGGCUAUGGCUUACUGUGCACAAGAUCCCUGGCUACCCAAUGUCUCUGUUCGGGAACUCGUUCUUGGUCCUUCUUACUAUGAUGAAGCAUGGUAUAACGCGGUUCUUCAUGCCUGUGCACUCGACGAAGACAUUUCUACUUUUUCCGAAGGGGACAAGGCCUGCAUUGGCUCCGGAGGCACUACCCUAAGUGGUGGUCAAAAACAACGACUAGCAAUGGCGCGGGCCAUUUACUCGCGCAGAAAGCUCUUGGUUCUGGACGACGUACUCAGUGCCUUAGAUAUCAUUACGGCUAAAAAUGUCUUUGAUCGCGCGUUUGGUCCGCGAGGUCUAUGCAAAACUCACCAUGUGGCUGUUAUUCUUGCAUGCAGUGAUCCUGAGCGCAUUUCCUCAUCUGAUGUUGUUAUAGCGCUUCAAGAUGGCACAGCCACAUCUGGAAGCCCGUCUGAAAUCGCUUUUGAAACAAUCGUUUCUAUAUCUGGUGACACUGACGCUAGUGCUACUGAAACACGUCAUCCUGCGACUACAGGAACGAAGAGCAAACUGAUCGAGUCACGUCAGGACUUACCACGUCGACUUGGUGACUUCUCAGUCUACCAAUACUACUUCAAAGCAAUGGGUUGGAAAUCCUCUGCCGGCUUAGUGGGUCUGAUAAUCGUGCAGAUAUUCGGCACCAAAUUUCCUACUCUGUGGCUCCAGUACUGGUCGGACCGUGACUUCAACUAUUCCCUCGGCGUGUAUCUGGGCGUGUAUGGCGCUUGUGCUGUGAUUCAGCUAUUUGGAACCAUCUUCAGUAUUACCUACCUCAUCAUCUUUCUGGUCGCAAAAAGCUCCCGCCGUUUGCAUGGGCAGUUGUUGACCGCUACGAUGAAUGCGCCAUUUUCAUUUUUCACCAUGCACGACAGUGGGACGAUCCUGAACAGAUUCAGUCAAGACCUCUCUCAGAUCGAUAACCAAUUGUCUGGCGCGUUUCUCAUGACGGUUCUUGGUGCAGGCAUGUUGAUCGCCGAGGUCAUGCUUAUUGCUGCGGGAAACAAGUAUAUCGCGAUUACGGUGCCAUUUGUGAUCACCAUGUUCUACGCCUUGCAGAACUUUUAUCUGCGCACCUCGCGUCAGCUCCGCCUCAUGGAAUUAGAAGCGCAGAGCCCUCUCUAUACCCACUUUUUAGAAACCGCUUCGGGUGCGGACACCAUCCGUACGUUUGGCUGGCACGCCACAUGGGCGACAAGGUGUCGCCAGUUGGUCGACCGGGCGAUCCAGCCAUAUUAUACAUUCUUCUGCAUUCAACGUUGGUUGAAUCUCGUUCUGGAUCUUAUGGCCGCUGGAUUGGCUAUUGUUGUGGUCACCGUGGCGGUGGCGUUAGGCUCCUCAGUCGAUACAGGUGCGAUUGCCGUUUCGCUGUUGAACAUUCUGGGCUUCAGCAGCAGCCUAUCGUAUCUCAUCACCUCAUGGACACAGCUGGAGACUACUCUUGGCGCCAUUGCUCGCAUCAAAACCUAUGAGGAUACGCUUCCCAGAGAAGAUGCCCCAAAUAUGGAGAUUUUUCGGCCGCCUUCCGAGGACUGGCCGUCUCGUGGCUCGAUCAGGCUCGAUCACGUCUACGCAAGCUACGAGGAACGACCAAGUCCUCAUCAAUGCAUACUCCGCGACAUUACCCUGACGAUUCAUCCGGGAGAGAAAGUAGCCAUUUGUGGCCGGAGCGGGAGUGGCAAAAGCUCCCUCAUCCUUCUUCUUUUUCGGCUUCUUGAUGCCACAUCUGGCUCGGUAGUCAUUGACGAGACCAAUCUGCGGGAGAUUCCCUGCGACAUCCUCCGAUCCCGUCUUACUGUGAUUCCUCAAGACCCUUUUAUACUACCCGGAACGCUACGAUUCAACCUCGAUGCUAGCGGACAGUUCUCCGACGACGCGAUGCUCUCCGCUCUGGCCACGGUAGGCUUAGGAGAGGAUCCCAGUACCGGACGACCCUAUUCUCUCGACCUCCCGGUGAGCGAUGCGACGUUUUCACGCGGCCAAUGUCAAUUGUUGAGUCUAGCGAGAGCUCUCCUCCGCCAAAGUCAAACUAAGAUCCUGGUGCUCGACGAAAUCAGCGGUAACGUCGAUAUUGCCACGGAGCGGUUAAUGUUCCAGAUUAUCCGGGACCAAUUCAGGCAUGCCACUGUGAUUGCUGUGACCCAUCGACUGAGAUGUAUUCGGGAUUUCGAUAAGAUUCUGAUCAUGCAGGACGGGUGUGUUGUGGAAACUGGAGGGCCGGCAGAGCUGCUCGGGAGGCCGAGUCUGUUUAAGCAGUUAUGGGAUGAGCAGUAAUCACCCGCCAUGCCGGCAUACCUUGCUCGUUGUGCGCCGCAGUUAUACCAAUCAUAUCUCCGUCUUCUCAAGUAGGAAGCCUACUAUGUGGUACUUGUAAUCCAGCAGCCUUAA